This is a messenger RNA of Monomorium pharaonis (pharaoh ant), 1770 nucleotides long. RefSeq names its product serine/arginine repetitive matrix protein 1-like. The transcript has 2 exons. The coding region runs from base 1 to 1770 and encodes 589 amino acids. The record is from RefSeq and is a predicted model, not a curated record. NCBI's taxonomy places the organism in Eukaryota, Metazoa, Arthropoda, Insecta, Hymenoptera, Formicidae.
AUGGCCAGCAAUUGCUGGCUAAGCGAGUAUCCUGUCCAAAGGCCUAUGACCGCGGAAGUACCUUCCCUGGUCAUACGCCUAAAAACGGUGUAUAUAUACACCGUGCGACAGACAACGAGCGGGCUUUGUCACACCGUAUACAGCGACUCACCGAAAAGCGAAGGCGCGAAGAGCAAAGGCGCGAAGAGCGAAGUACUAUCAAAGACGACAGCGACUUCGAUGACGCCACCACAAGAACAACGUGCGAUGACGACGCAAUCGCGAUCACCGUCGUCGUCGCCGCGAGCAGUACAACGUGAUGCGCGUUCGGCGUCGGUAAUCGCGAUUACGCCGUCCCCGCCGUCUCAAACAGAUGAACAACGUGCAAGAGAACGUGGUGCGCGUUUGGCGAUGGCGCGAUCGCGAUCGCCGUCGCCGUCGCCGCAGCGAGCAGUUAGACAAUGUGUAAAAGAAUGUGGUGCGUGUUCGGCGAUCGCGACCGCGCCGUCGUCGACGUCGCGAGUAGAUGGACAACGUGCAAAAGAACGUGGUGCGCGUACGGCGACGGCGCGGUCGCGAUCGCCGUCGCCGCCACCGCGAGCACCUGGACAACGUGCAAGAAAACAUGGUGCGUGUUCGGCGAUCGCGACCGCGCCGUCGUCGACGUCGCGAGCAGAUGGACAACGUACAAGAGAACGUGGUGCGCGUACGGCGACGGCGCGGUCGCGAUCGCCGUCGCCGCCGCCGCCACCGCGAGCACCUGGACAUUGUGUAAGAGAAUGUGGUGCGUGUUCGGCGAUCGCGACCGCGCCGUCGUCGACGUCGCGAGCAGAUGGACAACGUGCAAGAGAACGUGGUGCGCGUACGGCGACGGCGCGGUCGCGAUCGCCGUCGCCGCCACCGCGAGCACCUGGACAUUGUGUAAGAGAAUGUGGUGCGUGUUCGGCGAUCGCGACCGCGCCGUCGCCGCCACCGCGAGCACUUGGAUAUCGUGCAAGAGAACGUGGUGCGCGUACGGCGAUGGCGUGGUCGCGAUCGCCGUCGCCGCCACCGCGAGCACUUGGAUAUCGUGCAAGAGAACGUGGUGCGCGUACGGCGAUGGCGUGGUCGCGAUCGCCGUCGCCGCCACCGCGUACACCUGGACAUCGUGCAAGAGAACGUGAUGUGCGUACGGCGAUCGCGACCGCGCCGUCGCCAUCACCGUCGCCGCCGCGAGCAGCUGGACGACAUGCUAGAGAACGUGGUGCGCGUACGGCGAUGGCGUGGUCGCGAUCGCCGUCGCCGCCACCGCGUACACCUGGACAUCGUGCAAGAGAACGUGAUGUGCGUACGGCGAUCGCGACCGCGCCGUCGCCAUCACCGUCGCCGCCGCGAGCAGCUGGACGACAUGCUAGAGAACGUGGUGCGCGUACGGCGAUGGCGUGGUCGCGAUUGCCGUCGCCGCCACCGCGAACACCUGGACAUCGUGCAAGAGAACGUGAUGUGCGUACGGCGAUCGCGACCGCGCCGUCGCCAUCACCGUCGCCGCCGCGAGCAGCUGGACGACAUGCUAGAGAACGUGGUGCGCGUACGGCGAUGGCGUGGUCGCGAUCGCCGUCGCCGCCGCCGCGAGCAGCUGGACGACAUGCUAGAGAACGUGGUGCGCAUUCGGCGACGGCAUGGUCGCAAUCAAGAAAAGAACCCCCGGCGGCGGCACGAAGAGCAUCCCCAGCGACAGCACCAACAGCACAAUGGGCACCCCCAGCUAUAACUAUAUUUAUUCUUUCUCUUAGAGCGGUGAAGUAUUUCUGA